AUGGAACACACUGAGAGAUCCAAGACACAUGCUGAGAAAGGACUCUUAGGAAAGAUAAAGCACUACCUCUCCAAGAGGCCACUGCCAUCUCCAGAUGACCGGGAGAAGUUUGAUCACGAGUUUGCCCUCUCCACUUCCUUUCACGGGAUCCACAACAUUGCCCAGAACCGGAGCAGGGUGCGCAAGGUGAUCUGGCUGUCCGUGGUGCUGGGCUCUGUCUCACUCGUGGUGUGGCAAAUCUACAGUCGCUUGGUCAACUUCUUCACGUGGCCCACCACCACAUCUGUAGAGGUGCAGUAUGUGGAAAAAAUCGAGUUCCCGGCUGUGACAUUCUGUAACUUGAAUAGAUUUCAAGCAGAGGCUGUAUCAAAAUUUGGCAUCAUUUUCUUCUUAUGGGAUGUAGUUUCCAAAGUCCUCCGCCUUCAGGAAGUUAAUGCAAACAUCACUCACUCUCCAGAGACCUUAGAUUUUGUUACAAGUCACCAAAAUUUCAGCAUUACAGAAUUUGUCAAGAACAAUGGUUUUUAUCUCAAUAAGGACACUUUGUUGGACUGUAAAUUUUUUGGAAAACCAUGUGGUCCAAAGGAUUUCAAACACGUUUUUACUGAAUAUGGAAAUUGCUUUACUUUUAACCACGGUGAGAAUUUCCAAAGCAAGAAUAAAGUGAGCUUGUCUGGAAGAGGCUUAAAGCUGCUCUUCAAUGUCCAUCAGGAGGAAUUUACUGAUAACCCCUUGCCUGGUUUUGCUGAUGCCGGGAUCAUCUUUGUCAUUCACUCGCCAAAGAAGGAGCCACAGUUUGAUGGCUUAGGUCUGUCUUCUCCUGUGGGCAUGCACUCACGGGUGACCAUCCGCCAAGUGAAGACAGUCCACCAGGAAUACCCGUGGGGAGAGUGCAAACCUGACAUCAAGCUGAAGAGCUUCAACACCUACAACACCUACAGCUGUCUGAAGGAGUGCAAAGCCCAGCACAUACAGAGGCUGUGCGGAUGCUUGCCCUUCCUGCUUCCAGGAAAUGGUGUCGAAUGCAAUCUACUAAAACACUACAACUGUGUGUCUCCUAUCAUUGACCACAUUGAGCUUGGGGGGCUGUGCACAAUGGGAACACACAACUCCAGCUGCCCCGUGUCAUGUGAAGAAACAGAAUACCCAGCUACUGUUUCCUAUUCUACUUUCCCAAGCCAGACAGCAUUAAAGUUUCUUGCAAAGAAAUUGAAUCAAAGUCAAGAAUAUCUCAGCGAGAAUCUUGUGAACAUUGAAAUAAACUAUAGUGACUUAAACUAUAAGAUAACACAGCAACAGAAGGCAGUGAGCGUCCCUGAGUUACUCGCCGAUGUUGGCGGUCAGCUGGGCCUAUUUUGUGGAGCUAGUCUGAUUACAAUUAUAGAAAUCAUUGAAUAUGUAUUGACCAAUUUCUACUGGAUAUUCAUUUUCCUUUUGCUGAAAAUACUUGAAAUGAUCCAGAGGUCUCCUCCACCUCAGGCAGUAUAG
This is a messenger RNA of Chionomys nivalis (European snow vole), 1488 nucleotides long. RefSeq names its product acid sensing ion channel subunit family member 5 (gene Asic5). Gene Ontology annotation, molecular function: ligand-gated sodium channel activity. The transcript is spliced from 10 exons. The record is from RefSeq and is a predicted model, not a curated record. Gene Ontology annotation, biological process: sodium ion transmembrane transport. The coding region runs from base 1 to 1488 and encodes 495 amino acids. Gene Ontology annotation, cellular component: membrane. Lineage: Eukaryota; Metazoa; Chordata; Mammalia; Rodentia; Cricetidae.